Molecule: messenger RNA, 2976 nt
Organism: Papilio xuthus (Asian swallowtail)
Lineage: Eukaryota; Metazoa; Arthropoda; Insecta; Lepidoptera; Papilionidae
Gene: barr
Product: non-SMC condensin I complex subunit H
Exons: 12
Coding region: 186-2309 (707 amino acids)
Biological process (GO): mitotic chromosome condensation
Cellular component (GO): condensin complex
Molecular function (GO): chromatin binding
Source: RefSeq, a predicted model, not a curated record
ACGUCGGUCCGUUACAGAUACGUUUUAAUUUUGAAUUUUUAUAAACAGUUUUGUUGAUAAAGAUUGAUAACUGUUGAAAAGAUUAUUUGUACAAAGUUUUAUUAAUAUUAACACAAACUUUAUUAAAGUAAUGUUUGUAAUGCACCAUCAAUAAGUUGUGUACAACAAAAAGCUAUUUGUAUGUUAUGACGAUGGAUACUUCGAUAAUUAACACCCCUGUUGCAAGGCUGAGUGUUGGCGGGAUCAACAGUCCUUUGCGUAGAAGAAGUCUUAUAGCACAAAAAAAUCGGAUAAACAGGGAGGAGGAACGUAAUGAUGACGAUGCUGAGCGUUCAUCUUUGGUGGCAUCAGAGCGUGCCCUGGUCACGUCGACGCCGCUGGCCUCGCCGGGCCGGAGUAAAGACACAAUGUCAUCAUCACCGCAAAAAGAACAUUUCCAAGGCUGUCUCAAAUUGUAUGCAGAAAAUAAAAUCAACAAGGAUAAUGCGUGGAACCUACAGCUGAUAGACUUUAUGACGUCAAUGUUGCGACGUCACGACGCGCGAAUGGACAACCUGCAGACAGCAUCAACUGUGGUUGAUGCCUCUGCCCGUAUUUACUCAUUUAGAGUUGACGCUGUGCAUUAUGAUGUACUGAAAAUGGCCGGGGGACUUAGUAAAGCUGCUCAGACUAAGCGAGGUAAGAAAGACGAUAACGAUGAGGUAGGCGAUGAACCGGCGGCAGACGACGCGCGAGUCAAGAAGAAGAAGAAAAGAGCUAAAGGCGCAAUCGCACCCAACCCAGAGGUGUUCAAUGGAGACUUUGAUGCUAAUGAUUUUGUUGAUCCGUUUUUCGAGAGGCUAGCAGCGACCACAGGUGAUGUGACGUCAUCGAACAGGGCCUUUAAUGCUACCUUACCAAUACAUGACAACACUUUAGCACUUAUUUUAAGAACGGAUGCUCCUUAUCUGGAGUUAAUCAAGGAGAAUGAGUUGGAUCAACUGGAGUUAACGGAACACAUCACAUUGUCAGCCAAACUGCUGCCGGCAUUCACCAGCGCGGAUCGUAUUUGCGAACCUUUUGCUGGUUUCUCCAUCAGUAACUGGGACCCUGACACUGAAUAUACUGAGAACCGCGUCAACAACUGGGUGGAGGAGCGGCUCAAUCUGUCGCAGCAGGCGCUCGCCUUCGAUGUCAACGCCGAGGUGGAGCCCAUACCGUAUGAUGACGCGCACAACGAUUUGUUUGAGGACGAGCCGCUGGGCGGUAUCGAGAGCGAGGAGGAGGCGGACGUGGCGGUGGCGGCGGCUGCGGCGGCGGCGUGCGCGGCGAGGUGCGCAGGCGCAGCGCGUGUCGCGGACAUGCGCCCGCAGGCGGCGCGAGACUCCCGCCUCGAGUACUCGUACUGCGGGGCUAUUGUUGCCGCCUGGGCUGGUCCCGCGCACUGGAGACUGCGCAACAACAGAGCAUCGAAGCUAUCGGAGCGUACGCAAUCAACGGCAACAGGUCGCCUCACAAUAGAGAAGAAGGCGGCACGCAGCAAGCGCCAGCUCGACUUCUUGGGGGCGGGGCUCGCCACAGACUGCCGCGCUCCGCCCACUGGAGAGUACGAGCCCGCCCAGCCCGCAAAGAUCACCAUCGCCAGGAAGACCCUCGCCACUGGACACACCUGGAAUGAAGCUAAUUAUAAGACGCCAAUUGAUAGGGGUUUAGACGAGACCCACUUCUGCAAGUUGUUCGUGCGUCAGAACGUGACGAUGCGCCGGCGUCGCGCUCUCGCUGCUAGUGGUGUGGGCGUGGCCAGCGGUGUGGGCGGGGCCGGCGGGGCGGAGCACGAGCCCCUCGCCGUCGACGAUGUGCGUGACUAUGAUUACAACAACGAGAACGACGCCUCCUACUGCCCUAACAGUGUACCCGAGGGUGAGGAGUGGGGCAACGAGGAGGGCGCGGCGGCGGGAGACCCGCACGACCAGCUCAAAGCCCAGGAACCAGAGGAGAUCGGUGACAUGUUGGAACCUCCCACUAAGGUGGCAAAGAUCUUCAUACCUUACGCAAUGAGAGCGAAGAAAGUCGACAUGAAACAACUGAAACAUUGCACUUGGAGGAUGUUGACCAGCAAGACGAAAGAAGGGGAAAAGGAGGAGGUGACGCCGACCACGUUCCUCUCAGUGUACUCCCGCCUGCCCGCAAAAUUGUCCACCAACAUGCGGGAGUCCCUCAGUGUGCCUCUCGCCUUACUCUCUGUGCUGCAUCUCGCUAAUGAGAAAGGUCUAGUACUAGAAAAACGUGAUGAUUUAAAAGAUGUUGGAAUUAUAGGACUUAUAAAAUAGGUUAAAUGGACCUGGAUGAGCGAGUGCCUAAAGAAUUGAGACUUUUUCUUGCAUAUCCAGAUUCGUCUGUAUAUUUUCCUGGUGAAUGAUCUUUGAUUGUACUGUUUUUUUAUGGAAUUUAUGUAGAUAAGUUUUAAUGGUGUAAAAUAUAAGAAAUUGUUCACAAUAUUUGAUAUUUUCCCAGUAUGAAUAUGAAACAUGGCUUUGUAAGAAAAUAUUGUUGAGCAAGAAUUAUUUUUCGUAUUAGAUAUUGGUAUAAUUUUUUUUCGUAUAAUUUUAUCCAAAUCUUAAUUAUCAUUAACAGUACAACACGAUAAAUGAAAUUAUUUUAGUUAUAAAUAUUUAUUUCAGGUUUAAAGGUAUUUAUUUCAACCUUAUUACUUUUUGUAAUAAGGUUGAAAAUAUCUAUCUAUAGGAGAGUUUUCUUUUGCAAAAAUGUGUCAUAGACCACAAGUUAAAUAAUUAUACAAUUUUUAUAAUCAAUACAAUUUUAUCCUAAAAGUGCCGAUGGACUAUUCUAUUAUUUAUUAGAUCGCAACAAACUGCUUUUUUCUGAAAAUGCCGACUUAGAAAUUAUUAAAUAUUAAUAAUUAUUUCAUGUUUUCUAUUUGUUUUUCGAUGCUCAUGUUUGGACGUCUUGUAAAUAUAAUGACAAAUAUAAUUAACA